Messenger RNA from Pseudonaja textilis, 1192 nucleotides. Lineage: Eukaryota; Metazoa; Chordata; Lepidosauria; Squamata; Elapidae. The record is from RefSeq and is a predicted model, not a curated record.
CAUUCAAGAUCGGGCAGCCUAAGAAACAGAUUGUACCCAAGACAGUUGAGAGAGAUUUUGAACGGGAAUAUGGAAAACUUCAACAGUUGGAAGAUCAAACGAAGAAGCUCCAAAAAGAUAUGAAGAAAAGCACAGAUGCAGAUCUAGCCAUGUCAAAGUCUGCUGUAAAAAUCUCAUCUGAUCUCUUGGCCAAUCCUCUUUGUGAACAACACCCUCAAUUUCUUGAAAUGGUGAUGGCUCUGGACACAGCAAUGAAAAGAAUGGAUUCCUUUAACCAGGAGAAGGUGAAUCAAAUCCAAAAAACAGUCAUAGAGCCCCUGAAAAAAUUCAGCGGUGUCUUCCCCAGUCUAAAUAUGGCGGUAAAGCGUCGCGAACAAGUCCUGCAAGAUUACAAACGGCUGCAAUCCAAGGUGGAGAAGUAUGAAGAAAAAGAGAAGACAGGCCCCAUCUUGACCAAAUUACACCAGGCCCGAGAAGAACUGAGGCCAGUGAAGGAUGAUUUUGAGGCCAAGAACAAGCAACUUCUGGAAGAGAUGCCCAAGUUUUAUAGCAGCCGCAUCGAUUAUUUCAAGCCCAGUUUUGAAUCUCUGAUCCGAGCACAGGUUGUAUAUUACACCGAAAUGUACAAAAUAUUUGGCGAAUUAACAGAACAGAUUGAUGAGCCUGACUUAACGGAUGAGCAGAGAGAAAAAGAGAGCGAAGCCAAGCUCAACGAGUUGAGGGCCCUCUCCAUCGUGGCGGAUGACUGAUCUCCGGCUUAUGAAUCCUUCGUGGUGACAGCUGAUGACGGAGUGGAUGAAGACAGGAAGUUGAAUAUUACUUCCGAUUUCUGAAAGCUUGAACCCUUUAAAGCAGAGGUCUCCAACUGUGGCAACUUUUCAGGCUGAGGAACUCUGGGAGUUGAAGGCCACCGGUCUUAAAGUUACCACUGUUGGAGAGCCUUGCUUUAUAAACCCUUGUUUUAACUCACCUGUUAAUCCACCAAUCCUUGUCCACCUGUUUUAAUCUAAAUUGUUAUUUGCCGCUGGCUCUUUACAUCCUGAAUGUCUUUUAUCUGUAUGAUUAGGGGACCGGAGGCUAAAACAUAUGAAGAACGGUUGCAGGAACUGGGUAUGUCUAGUUCAGAGGUCCCCAAACUUGGCAACUUUAAGACUUGUGGAGUUCAACUCCAGCUGGCUGGAGAAUUCUGGGA